CUCUCUCAUUCUUUUCCUCUCUCUCACCUGCACUGAGAAUCAUGGCGGACGUCCAGACUGCGGCUCCUACGGACGGCGAUGCCAAACUCAGCAAAAAGUGGUAACGCCAGUUUGCGCGGGUUUUGGGAGGAGUUUUUGCUAUGAUGUCUCGAGCGCUCCUCAGGCUGGCUAGGUGCCCGGUCUGGGCCCAGCGGGCACUUCAGGACAAUUUCCUGGGCAAGCACCUUCCCGUUUCCUCCUCUCCGCUCUGCACUGGCCAUGCGCUUCAUGGGAAAAAAAGCGAGUUGAAAAGACGUUUGAAGGCCGAGAAAAAAGCCGCUGAAAAGGAAGAGAAACAAAAAGAGCAAUGCGAGAAAACGCCAAGCGAGAAGACGGAUGAGCUGGACGAGGAAAGCCUCGAUCCCAAUCAAUAUUAUAAAAUAAGGACCCAAGCCAUCCAACAGCUGAAAGGUACCAAGGAUGACCCCUAUCCCCACAAGUUUCACGUGGACAUGUCCCUCACAGAGUACAUCCAGAAAUACAACGACCUGCAGGUCGGAGACCACUUGGAGGAAUUGGUGAACGUGGCAGGCCGGAUCCAUGCCAAGCGCAUUUCUGGAGCCAAACUUAUCUUCUAUGAUCUCCGAGGUGAAGGAGUGAAGCUGCAAGUCAUGGCAAAUUCAAAAUUUUACAAGUCGGAAGAAGAGUUUAUAGCAAUAAAUAACAAGCUGCGCAGAGGAGACAUUCUCGGGGUGAGGGGGAACCCCGGGAAAACCAAGAAGGGGGAACUGAGUAUUAUCCCCAGAGAGAUGACGCUGCUCUCCCCCUGUCUGCACAUGCUGCCGCACCUGCACUUCGGCCUGAAAGACAAGGAGACCAGAUUCCGGCAGCGAUACUUGGACCUCAUUCUCAACGAUUACGUGCGGCAAAAGUUCAUCACCAGAUCAAAAAUCAUCACCUACCUCCGCAGGUUUCUGGAUGACUUGGGAUUCCUCGAGAUUGAAACUCCGAUGAUGAACAUUAUUCCUGGAGGUGCCGUUGCCAAACCUUUCAUCACCCAUCACAAUGAGCUGGACAUGGACCUGUAUAUGAGGAUCGCUCCCGAGCUCUAUCACAAGAUGCUGGUGGUCGGGGGCAUUGACCGCGUAUACGAAGUGGGCAGACAGUUCAGGAAUGAAGGAAUCGACUUGACCCACAACCCUGAAUUUACAACCUGUGAAUUCUACAUGGCCUAUGCAGAUUACCACGACCUCAUGGAAAUCACCGAAAAGCUGCUGACAGGGAUGGUGAAGCACAUACACGGUAGUUACAAAAUCGUCUAUCACCCGGAAGGACCUGAUGGACCAGCCCAGGAAAUCGACUUCACCCCCCCCUUCAGAAGGAUCAGCAUGGUGCACGAGCUGGAGAAAGUCCUGGGCAAGAAACUCCCCCCAACAGACCAGUUUGAUACGGAAGAGACUCGCAAGCUGCUAGAUGACAUCUGUGCAGAGAAGGAAGUUGAAUGCCCCCAUCCAAGGACCACUGCAAGGCUACUGGACAAGCUGGUUGGUGAAUUCCUGGAAGUAACUUGUAUCAAUCCCACUUAUAUUAUUGACCAUCCUCAGAUCAUGAGCCCUCUUGCCAAAUGGCACCGGUCAGAAAAGGGACUGACGGAAAGAUUUGAGCUUUUUAUCAUGAAGAAAGAGAUUUGCAAUGCCUACACCGAGAUGAACGACCCGAUCCGGCAGAGGGGGCUGUUUGAAGAUCAAGCUCAGGCCAAAGCAGCGGGUGAUGACGAGGCCAUGUUCAUCGACGAUAACUUCUGUACCGCCCUGGAGUAUGGGCUGCCCCCUACAGCUGGUUGGGGGAUGGGCAUCGACCGCCUUACUAUGUUUUUAACCGACUCCAACAACAUCAAGGAGGUGCUUCUGUUCCCCGCAAUGAAACCAGAAGACAAUAAAAAGGAGGCGGCACCCGGCCCGACCGCGGGAACCUCCGUGUAACCUCGCCGAUCUCUCUGAUUUUAGGGUGUUUAAUGUGGUUUUGUCCGGGGCUCUGUCUGCACCUGGAUACGCCUCGUUCUGCUUUAUACUGAAAAUAAAUUAUAAAGGUGCGCUG
Rana temporaria (common frog) is the source of this 2076-nucleotide messenger RNA. RefSeq names its product lysyl-tRNA synthetase 1 (gene KARS1). The transcript is spliced from 15 exons. Lineage: Eukaryota; Metazoa; Chordata; Amphibia; Anura; Ranidae. Gene Ontology annotation, cellular component: mitochondrion; cytoplasm; cytosol. The record is from RefSeq and is a predicted model, not a curated record. Gene Ontology annotation, biological process: lysyl-tRNA aminoacylation; positive regulation of macrophage activation; diadenosine tetraphosphate biosynthetic process. The coding region runs from base 141 to 1961 and encodes 606 amino acids. Gene Ontology annotation, molecular function: ATP binding; lysine-tRNA ligase activity; tRNA binding.